Messenger RNA from Schizophyllum commune H4-8, 580 nucleotides. RefSeq lists its product as uncharacterized. The record is from RefSeq and is a predicted model, not a curated record. The transcript has 2 exons. Bases 55 to 408 code for a protein of 117 amino acids. NCBI's taxonomy places the organism in Eukaryota, Fungi, Basidiomycota, Agaricomycetes, Agaricales, Schizophyllaceae.
GUAAUUUCCCAGCGUACGACGCACGGCCUCGAGAUCGAAGUAUAACGAACGCUGAUGAGUGCUGCCCAAACUCGCGGGAUCACGACUAUUCCCUCCAUUUCCUUGAAUACCACCCAGCUUUAUCUUUCACUUCAACGUUAUAUUCCCUCUCACUUGAUUACCCAGUCCUUGCACACCAUCCUUCGCGGCACUCCCCCUCGCGCUCGCUCGCGCCAUCAGCAAGUUUGUAUGCAGCGUGCACCAUUCCGCCGUCCGUAUUACGAGCUCACUAAAUCAUCGGGUAUGUUUGCUCCAUGCCACCAUCCCGCUUUGAAACGAAUUACAACGUCCGACGAGGACUGCAGUCUAAUACGCCAUCCUGCGACUUUGGCUCAGGAUAUCUCUCCGAGACCUCGGCGCGGCUGUUAAGUCUUGCCUCUUCGCUCUCUACACGGACCAACGACCAUCUCCCGAUUCUCACGUUUGGUAGAGUCCUCCGUAGCUUCCCUCUACCUUCGUGAUUCUGUCGUUCAGCCGAGACAGCUCACUUCUUAGACUUGAUACUCGUAGAGCUGCUGUUUAAUAGUUGUAGUAGUAGUCA